Coregonus sp. 'balchen' is the source of this 25317-nucleotide messenger RNA. Lineage: Eukaryota; Metazoa; Chordata; Actinopteri; Salmoniformes; Salmonidae. The record is from the annotation of a GenBank genome assembly.
GGAGCGGAGCAGGAAGCGACUGGGACUACACGGAGAGAGAAGGAGCUGCUGCUAAUAAACGACAUCAACAGCGGUACUCUCGGGGAUAUCUCGCUCUUCUCCAUAAUGUAGGUUGGAGACCAACAGAUUGCAGAUAUGAACUUGGAAACAUUUACAAUACAUUGCUAAAGUGCACAAGUUGGUGAGGAAUCGCAAGCUAUCUUCCUGUUGUGUCUAGCUGACAAGCUAACCGGGCUAGCUAGCUAACGGCUCCAGGAAAAAUGAAGGAGGUGAAGGGUUGCGGUAUGAGGUCCUCUGUGGGCUUUCUGUCCCAGAGAAGGCUUUUCGGGAACCCGCUGAUGAAGGAAGAAUUCCAGAGACUCCGGUUGGCAGGAUGCACAAGCCUUUACAAGAAGGAUAUGCUGGGACAUUUCGGAUGUGUAAACGCCAUAGAGUUUUCCAAUAAUGGAGGUGAAUACCUUGUGUCCGGUAAGUUGGUAACUAGAUCACUAGUUAUGGAGUUGCUAGCUAGCUACAAAUUCCAGCAAGCUAGCACGUCAGAAAUCAAGCUUAGCUGGUCGAGACAGCGAAUAUGCACAUUUGGCUCUCUCUCAAUUAUGACCACGAAAAGACUGGCAUGUACAGGCCAAGCCUGCAUGGGUUAAAAAAACGGACAUUCAUUUUGGCUAACUAGGUUAGCAUGUUAUCCAUCUGACAAACUACCACAACAUGACCUAAGAGUUUUAUAACUAAACCAAGAUAGACCACAGCCUGUCGUUUCAAAUGGGAACAUUUGGGGGCGUCCUCCGAGUGGCGCAGUGGUCUAAGGCACUGCAUCGCAGUGUUAGCUGUGCCACUAGAGAUCCUGGUUCAAAUAGUCGGCCGCGACCGGGAGACCCAUGGGGCGGCGCACAAUUGGCCCAGCGUCGUCCAGGGUAGGGGAGGGAAUGGCCGGCAGGGAUGUAGCUCAGUUGGUAGAGCAUGGCGUUUGCAACGCCAUGGGUUGUGGGUUCGAUUCCCACGGGGGGCCAGUAUGAAAAAAUUCAAAAAAUAAUGUAUGCACUCAUUAACUGUAAGUCGCUCUGGAUAAGAGCGUCUGCUAAAUGACUAAAAUGUAAAUGGAACAAAUGAGCCAUAGUGGGCAGAACAACCAAGGAGGUGGGCAGAGCCAAGCACGACCUAGCGAGAUCCUAUUGGCGCGUUUUUUUUUGCAUACAUUUGCAUGUUUCCGUUAGGGAACGCCUACUCUGAAAGUGCGCGUGUGCAAUAAUGCACUCCUAAACAAUGCAAUUUUUUUUUAACUUUAGCAAAGGGUAAGGUCUACAAAAACUUUGUCCACUGUGUUCGUAAGAGAUUGUAGUUUUGGGAACAGAACUGUAUCGAUGGGCUCCCGAGUGGCGCAGCGGUCUAAGGCACUGCAUCUCAGUGCUUGAGGCGUCACUACAGACCUGGGUUCAAUUCCAGGCUGUAUCACAACCGGCCGUGAUUGGGAGUCCCGUAGGGCGGCACACAAUUGGCCCAGCGUCGUCCAAGUUUGGCCGGGGUAGGCCUUCAUUGUAAAUAAUAAUUUGUUCUUAACUGACUUGCCUAGUUAAAUAAAGGUUAAAUAAAAAUUAAAUUGAGAUCAAAUGUAUCCUUGAUGAGUAAAUGAUAAGAAUGUUGGCCAAAAUCCAUCUGUGACAUGCCUGUAGCAGCUAGCUAGCAACACCACAUUCCUGCCCCUUCCUUCGAUAUAGGGGUGAUUCUCACCAAACUGUCACUGGUCUAAGGCAGUGGAUAAAAAUGGCCGUGCAAGGCUAAAGCAGAUCUACAGUGAGGGGAAAAAAGUAUUUGAUCCCCUGCUGUGAAAUGUAACAAGAUGGUCUACUACCAGAUCAGGAAAAACUCUGGGCCACUCGGAAAUCCCCACACAAUGUUAAAAUGAGAACAUCCUAUUUGUAUGAUCUACAUUUAGCGUGUUUUUGGUGGUGGUGAUGGGCUUCCAUAUUUGUACCAUGCUCAGUGCAGCAGGCAGCUACUGCGACAAUUUCAGGCUGUUUACUGCAAUUUCAGGUUAAAACGAAAUAAAACAAGUCUCAACUAUUAGGAAAAAGUCUGCAUUUCAGCUGUUUAAAAAAUCAUUGCCCUGCUAUUACCAUUUAUACUGUAGGAGUGUUGGCUCAAUUAGUAUUUUUACAUUUGAGUAGUAUGUGUAGCCAACGGUAUUUUUACGAGAAGUGUAGUAAAUGUGAAGAGACUCUUAGUUAUUCCAGUUAUGGUGUGGUAGCUAGGGGAGGUGAUGGUGUGGUAGCUAGGGGAGGUAAUGGUGUGGUAGCUAGGGGAGGUAAUGGUGUGGUAGCUAGGGGCGGUGAUGGGGUGGUAGCUAGGGGCGGUGAUGUGUGGUAGCUAGGGCGGUGAUGGUGUGGUAGCUAGGGGCGGUGAUGGUGUGGUAGCUAGGGGAGGUAAUGGUGUGGAGCUAGGGCGUGGUGGUGAUGGGGUAUGGGUGAGCUAGGGGCGGUGAUGGUGUGGUAGCUAGGGGGUAGGGUGUAUAGGGUGUGGUAGCUAGGGGCGGUGAUGGUGGGUCUAGGGAUAUGGUGUGUAGCUAGGGGCGUGUGAUGGUGUGGUAGCUAGGGGCGGUGAUGGUGUGGUAGCUAGGGGCGGUGAUGAUGGUGUGGUAGCUAGGGGCGGUGAUGGUGUGGUAGCUAGGGGAGGUGAUGGUGUGGUAGCUAGGGGCGGUGAUGGUGUGGUAGCUAGGGGAGGUGAUGGUGUGGUAGCUAGGGGCGGUGAUGGUGUGGUAGCUAGGGGCGGUGAUGGUGUGGUAGCUAGGGGGGUGAUGGUGUGGUAGCUAGGGGCGGUGAUGGUGUGGUAGCUAGGGGCGGUGAUGGUGUGGUAGCUAGGGCGGUGAUGGUGUGGUAGCUAGGGGAGGGCGGUGGGUGCUGGGAGUGAUGUGUGGUAGCUAGGGGCGGUGAUGGUGUGGUAGCUAGGGGCGGUGAUGGUGUGGUAGCUAGGGGCGGUUGUGAUGGUGUGGUAGCUAGGGGCGGUGAUGGUGUGGUAGCUAGGGGAGGUAAUGGUGUGGUAGCUAGGGGCGGUGAUGGUGUGUUUCUCUACCGGUGGGCCUUGCAAGAGUAAAAACCCCAGACCAAACCAGAAGUUUGUUGUACUGGUUUUGUUUACUGUGUGUGUGUGUGUGUGUGUGUGUCUUUUCAAUCCACAGGAGGAGAUGAUCGCAGAGUGUUGCUAUGGGAUCUGGAGAGAGUCCUCCAUGCCCGCUCGGCCAAGCCUCUCAUACUGAAGGGAGAACACCUCUCCAACAUCUUCUGCUUGGCCUUCGACAGUACCAACAAGAGGGUGUUCUCUGGGGGUAAGAGAACAUAAAAUGAUCCGUUUUAGUUAACAUACCGGGUGUUUCUCAAAAUGCAUACAACCGUGCUCUGGCCACGGGAGGGUCUGAGUGAGUCCAAAUCAAAGUAUGCGAAACGGAGCACGGAGGGCACUUCUCCCGACGCGUACUCCAGUUGUACUUAUUUUGAAGCAUCCAUCUAUUCAAGCUUCAACGGGAAGUAUGCGCAGAAAUAUGACGCAACCACAUAAAAAAACAACGCAACAUUUCUUGAAGUCAAUGGCAGACAUUUAUUUGAGCUGAAGCGAGAGGGAAUAAAACUGACUUCAGAAUGAAAAGUUCCCCAUUCACAUCUCAGCUUGAUAUGUUUAUAAACACAUACUGGGUUAAUUUGGGCAUUUCUACCUGCCUACAAUAGCAACUGUAGUGUGCAUAGAUCGCAAGUCAAUAGGGCUAACUGGCUAGCUACUACUGUUAGCUAGCUAGCUACCCACAAAGAAUUUAACAUCUACACUACCGGUCAAAAGUUUUAGAACACCUACUCAUUCAAGGGUUUUUCUUUUCUUUUUCAAAAACUAUUUUCUACAUUGUAGAAUAAUAGUGAAGACAUCAAAACUAUGAAAUAACACACAUGGAAAUCAUGUAGUAACCAAAAAAGAGCCACCCUUUGCCUUGAUGACAGCUUUGCGCACGCUUGGCAUUCUCUCAACCAGCUGAGGUAGUCACCUGGAAUGCAUUUCCAACAUCUAUCUGCCCUCUAUGGGUUAUGAAUGGGUUAUGAAGUUCUUCAUGUAGGUACCGUUCAACUAAACUGUUACUAUUGUCUCUUUUUAAAGGCAACGAUGAACAGGUCAUCCUUCAUGAUGUAGAGCGGUGAGUAUUAUUAUUAAUCUUCCUCAGUGUGUACGUACCUACUUCCUUCUUUGGGAGCAUAGGCCAUGGACGACCCCUUUCCUUCUCGCUCUGGGAUGGGUUCUCCAGCUCGUCCCACCCUGCUGGUUCUCCCGCAAAGUGUUUACUCUGUCUAAAAUACUCCUAAUGCGUUUAGCUGCAUUUUAAUGUGUUAGUCAGAAAUUUUAUGUUUUUAUGAAAUUACAACUCAUCUCCCCAUAUACCAGCAAGACAUUGAUGCAGACAUUGGUUCCCACUCCAGCUCGCUACUUGGAAUGAAUGUGGGUCUUUCUAUAAAUAAAGGGGCCAAAAUCAGGGUCAACAUUUUUUUUAAUGGUUUGAUAUACAUUUAAAUAUGAUUUUCUUGCAGCUUCACAUGUGUAGUUACAGGAAUAAUAGUCUAGAUGGGCACAAUGAAACCAUAACUCCUAGCAACAACAAAACAUCUACCUGCCACUAGCAACAACAACACAUCUACCUGCCACUAGCAACAACAACACAUCUACCUGCCUCUAGCAACAACAAAACAUCUACCUGCCUCUAGCAACAACAACACAUCUACCUGCCUCUAGCAACAACAACACAUCUACCUGCCUCUAGCAACAACAAAACAUCUACCUGCCUCUAGCAACAACAAAACAUCUACCUGCCUCUAGCAACAACAACACAUCUACCUGCCACUAGCAACAACAACACAUCUACCUGCCACUAGCAACAACAAAACAUCUACCUGCCACUAGCAACAACAACACAUCUACCUGCCACUAGCAACAACAACACAUCUACCUGCCUCUAGCAACAACAAAACAUCUACCUGCCACUAGCAACAACAACACAUCUACCUGCCACUAGCAACAACAACACAUCUACCUGCCUCUAGCAACAACAAAACAUCUACCUGCCACUAGCAACAACAACACAUCUACCUGCCACUAGCAACAACAAAACAUCUACCUGCCUCUAGCAACAACAACACAUCUACCUGCCUCUAGCAACAACAACACAUCUACCUGCCUCUAGCAACAACAACACAUCUACCUGCCUCUAGCAACAACAACACAUCUACCUGCCUCUAGCAACAACAACACAUCUUCCUGUCACUAGCAACAACAAAACAUAUACCUGCCACUAGCAACAACAAAACAUCUACCUGCCUCUAGCAACAACAACACAUCUACCUGCCUCUAGCAACAACAAAACAUCUACCUGCCACUAGCAACAACAACACAUCUACCUGCCUCUAGCAACAACCAAAACAUCUACCUGCCAUUAACAAUGUGACAUGCCUAGUAGCAGGUCUGUUUGUGCUUUAGUCAACUUCUCUAGCAUUUAUAGCCAUGCUAAACCUACCAGAAGAAUGAAAAGAUUUCUAUAUGUUUUAAUAGUCGAUAGAAUAUAAUAUAAUAAUAUAAUACAAUAGGUUCUGUCAACAAAAUCAUUGACAAUAAUAAUAAUAAUAAUAAUAGCCAUUAAUUACAAUAUUAUAAUCGGUAAACUCUUCAAGGUGUGUGUGUGUGUGUGUGUGUGUGUGUGUGUGUGUGUGUGUACUAGACGUCACAUUCUUGCUUCCUCUCCUUGAUAGUGUAUUGGAGCCUGAGGGGAGGAACCUCCUCUCCUCCAAUGGGCUUUGAGAGGGAGGUGAGGAAUGGGGGAGGAACCUCCUCUCCUCCAAUGGGCUUUGAGAGGGAGGUGAGGAAUGGGGGAGAAUCUCAAUUACACGUCCUUCAUUCCUCACGUCCUCUCUCUUCGCCGCCUUCUCAAAACCCAUUGGAUAAGAAGGUGAGAGGGGAGGGACCUCUGACCUUCUCGUCUAAUGGGUUUUGAGGAGACGAGGUGAGCAGAUGUAACGAAUCAAGGAAAUGCAAUUGAGGUUCUCCCAAGGACAGACGAAGCAAGUAUUUGACAGAUAUUCAUUUUUAUUUUAUUUUCUGACGUUGCCAGACUGCCUGAGCUACCAUAAUACCCAUGGCCUGUCCAGAAACAGUCUAGACACUACCCAUGGCCUGUCCAGAAACAGUCUAGACACUACCCAUGGCCUGUCCAGAAACAGUCUAGACACUACCCAUGGCCUGUCCAGAAACAGUCUAGACACUACCCAUGGCCUGUCCAGAAACAGUCUAGACACUACCCAUGGCCUGUCCAGAAACAGUCUAGACACUACCCAUGGCCUGUCCAGAAACAGUCUAGACACUACCCAUGGCCUGUCCAGAAACAGUCUAGACACUACCCAUGGCCUGUCCAGAAACAGUCUAGACACUACCCAUGGCCUGUCCAGAAACAGUCUAGACACUACCCAUGGCCUGUCCAGAAACAGUCUAGACACUACCCAUGGCCUGUCCAGAAACAGUCUAGACACUACCCAUGGCCUGUCCAGAAACAGUCUAGACACUUCGGGUGUGUGGUGGACCUACGGCACGACCCAGGCAUUGGUUGGGAUCCUUAAUUCCGUUGCUAUACACAGAUUUGCACAGGUGUAAGCUGGACACACCCACAGCACCUUAUCAGGCUGAUCAGGCAGGUCUGGGUAGCUGGAGACCACACCCACGGCACCUUAUCAGGCUGAUCAGGCAGGUCUGGGUAGCUGGAGACCACACCCACGGCACCUGAUCAGGCUGAUCAGGCAGGUCUGGGUAGCUGGAGACCACACCCACGACACCUUAUCAGGCUGAUCAGGCAGGUCUGGGUAGCUGGAGACCACACCCACGGCACCUUAUCAGGCUGAUCAGGCAGGUCUGGGUAGCUGGAGACCACACCCACGGCACCUUAUCAGGCUGAUCAGGCAGGUCUGGGUAGCUGGAGACCACACCCACGGCACCUUAUCAGGCAGGUCUGGGUAGCUGGAGACCACACCCAGGGCACCUUAUCAGGCUGAUCAGGUAGGUCUGGGUAGCCGGAGACCUGCUGUAAACAGUGAGAUUAUAUAUUUACAUGUCUACUAUUCACACCCUGGCUUCAUUCCAGCUAGUUAGAUGUGCAACCACUGACUAACUACAGCUAAGGGAAUAUCUCUAGUCUAGCAAUAGAUACUGUUUCUUUUUUUGGGGGCUGUAUAGCAUCAUUUAAUACGAUGACUAAUGGUUAGCUAGGCUAUAUCAGUCAGCUAACCAUAUACAGUAACAGCAGUUCAUUAAUAAACCAAUACACACUAAAUCUUAUGUAGAAAGCUUACCUUAUCUUGGCGCUGUGGCACGUCAUGGGCAGCUAUUAAUAGGUAAUAGAUUCAUAGAAUGGAGUUAAAAGGUUGACCUCUUACUUUGAAAGGACAGGAAGUGUUGGCUGUGCACUUGACCAGGCAUUCCACCUUUAACCCCACACACAUUUUAACAUCGAAAUAUCAAGUCAUCUUUUGGUUUUUGUAUGCAAAAAUAAGCAUAUUCAAACAGUCCAUUUUCACAUUCCCAAUUGCUUAAUUUUAACUCGGAAAACAAAUGAUCAAAACUUACAAGAACUUACCUCAGGAAUCUUGAUUUUAAUGUUGUCCAUGAAGUAGGCUAAUUAACUUGACCGUUGUAACAACAUAUACACCAGAAUGUUCUGUCAAUCCUCCAGAAUAAUAUGAAUGAAUGUACUUUGGCUGCUGUUAAAUCGCAUGCAGUAUCAUACAAGCUCUAGUAUUAAACAAGGCUUCAUUCUAAGCGGUGGUUAGUAUUAAUACAAGGCUUCAUUCUAAGUGGUAGGUUAUUAUUAAUACAAGGCUUCAUUCUAAGUGGUAGGUUAGUAUUAAUACAAGGCUUCAUUCUAAGUGGUAGGUUAUUAUUAAUACAAGGCUUCAUUCUAAGUGGGAGGUUAUUAUUAAUACAAGGCUUCAUUCUAAGUGGGAGGUUAGUAUUAAUACAAGGCUUCAUUCUAAGUGGUAGGUUAGUAUUAAAACAAGGCUUCUUUCUAUGUGUUAUGUUAGUAUUAAUUAAUAUAUGGGAUUUGGAACAUAGUCUGAAACCGCAUUUAGAUAACACAUCUCCUCAAAUAGGCCUAUCGGGGAAAAUAUUGACACAGAUAUUGACUUUGCUAUUGUACAUGAAGCAGCUGUAUUCUGUUCUUCCAGAGGUGAGACUCUGAACGUGUUCCUCCAUGACGAUGCGGUGUACGGCCUGUCAGUCAGCCCGGUUAACGACAACGUGUUCGCCAGCUCCUCUGACGACGGACGGGUCCUCAUCUGGGACACACGGCAGCCGCCACACGGAGGUAAUAAUAAUAUACAUGAACAAAAAAUAUAAACGCAACACGCAACAAUUCCAACGAUUUUACUGACUUACAGUUCAUAUAAGGAAAUCAGUGUCAAUUUAAAUAAAUUCGUUAGGCCCUAAUCUAUGGAUUUCACAUGACUGGGCAGGGGUGCAGCCAUGGGUGGGCCUGGGAGGGCAUAUGCCCACCAACUUGGGAGACAGGCCCACCCACUGGGGAGCCAGGCCCAGCCAAUCAGAAUGAGUUUUCCUCCACAAAAGGGCUUUAUUACAGACAGAAAUACUCCUCAGUUCCAUCAGCUGUCCGGGUGGCUGGUCUCAGACGAUCCCGCAGGUGAAGAAGCCAGAUGUGGAGGUCCUGAGCUGGCGUGGUUACACGUGGUGUGCGGUUGUGAUGCCGGUUGGAUGGACUGCCAAAUUCUCUAAAAUAACGUUGGAGGAGGCUUAUGGUAGAGAAAUUAACAUUAAAUGAUCUGGCAACAGCUCUGGUGGACAUUCCUGUAGUCAGAAUGCGAAAUUGCUCGCCCCCUCAAAACUUGAGACAUCUGUGGCCAUUGUGUUGUGUGACAAAACUGCACAUUUUUAGAGUGGCCUUUUAUUGUCCCCAGCACAAGGUGCACCUGUGUAAUGAUCAGGCUGUUUAAUCAGCUUCUUGAUAUGCCACACCUGUCAGGUGGAUGGAUUAUCUUGGCAAAGGAGAAAUGCUCACUAACAGGGAUGUAAACAAAUGUGUGCACAAAUCUUUUAUUUCAGCUCAUGAAACAUGGGACCAACACUUUACAUGUUGCGUUUUUUAUAUUUUUGUUCAGUAUAAAACAGUGUAUUUUCAGUGUAUUAUUGUAUAUAAAACAUAUUGCAAUAGGCCUCCCCCUGAUCAAUGACCAUGUCAUCUGAGUUAAACACAUGUCCUUCCCUGUGUUUUUCAGAACCAUUCUGUCUGGCCAAUUACCCAUCAGCCUUCCACAGCGUGAUGUUCAACCCGGCAGAGCCCCGACUGCUGGCCACAGCCAACUCCAAGGAGGGGGUGGGGCUGUGGGACAUCCGCAAGCCUCGCACGUGAGGCUUCUGUUAAAUGAUGAUGUAAAAACUGUCACACUCUGAAUUUUCAGGCUGUAAUCCAGCAACUGUUUUACCCAAUUUGUCCACCAGAGGGCACUCUUUUAUUAUUUAAUUCACCGAUUUCUCUCAUUGCUUCCAUUCUGACCAUAUAAGAUUGAAACUGCCACUAAAUAUAAUCAGACCUACUAAGGACCCUCUCUUUAUAUUGCUGCUUUUAGUGGUUAAGAGCGUUGUGCCAGUAACCGAAAGGUCGCUGGUUCUAAUCCCCGAGCCGACUAGGUGAAAAAUCUGUCGAUGUGCCCUUGAGCAAGGCACUUAACCCUAAAUUGCUCAUGUAAGUCGCUCUGGAUAAAGCGUCUGCUAAAUGACUGAAAUGUACGCUGUCUGUCGAUCACAUUUUAUUUUCUAAAGCCCCUUUUUUCACAUCAGCAGCUGUCGCGGUGCUUUAACAAACAGUCGGCCUAGAACCCCAAGAGUCAAGGCAGCAGCGCAAAGCACAGUGGCCAGGAAGAAACCCAGAGAGGAAACCCGGCUCCUUCCUAACCCACCUCUCUUUUGUCUGUCCCAGUUCUCUGCUGCGGUACGGUGGCAGCAUGUCCCUCCAGAGUGCCAUGUCGGUGCGUUUCAACAGCACGGGGACCCAGCUCCUGGCCCUGCGUCGCAGGCUACCCCCAGUCCUCUACGAGCUACACUCACGCCUACCCAGCUUCCAGUUCGACAACCAGGGCUACUUCAACUCCUGUACCAUGAAGAGCUGCUGCUUCGCUGGAGACAAGGACCAGGUGAGCUUCGGGGCUAUGGGUGCAUCACAAAUGUUGUAGAGCCCUACGGGCUCAGGUCAAAAGUAGUGCACUAUAUAGGGAAUAGGGUGCAGCAUUUGUGACCUUCUCAGAGCUUUUCUGUUUUCCUACAGAACUGCUGCUUUACCCUCUGUGUUUUUAGGGCUGUGACGGUAAUUGAAUAACCGUGUAACUGACGGUCAUGGAUGAAGACUGCCAUGAAAAUAAAAUAACCGUCAAAACCGUUACAUAGGCCUACAUUCAUUUAUUUUUUGUAUUAUUUAUUUUUUCAUUUAACUUUAUUUUCAUGUAGAGGAACUUUAUAGCGGGAGUGUUUACUGAUGACCAGUUGUUUGGUCUGUCUACAUCUCCUUUUUCUUCUAACUGUUGUUUAAUGCUCCGGCAGCCAGUCCGCUAGAUGUGCAGGGUCUAGUCUAUUCACUAUGACACUUCAGUCAAAACAUUGUUUGAUGUUUUGGAGUUUUAUUUUAUACAACGUUUUCAUUGCUUGCUAGUAAAUAAAUAAAUCAGUGUUCUUUUAAAAAAAAAAAAGGUUGGAUGUGUCUGAAUAUUCAUUCAUUAUUCGACAGCAGUCGACAAAGUUGUUCUUUGCUCUAAGCUGUUGACCAAUCAAAAUUGUUAUCUGGGACACUGACCGGUCUGUGGGUUCAUUGUGUGAAUUAAUAAUGCAUCAGUUUUCAAUGCAUCAGUGUAGCAAGGUAUCAAUUUAGUCAAUGUGAUCACACCAGAGCUGGGCUACACGUCAUUCUCGCCAUUCAAACUUCCCUGCCAGUUCAUUGCCAACGCUGUAGCAAGCAAGAGGAUUGGGGCCUCCCGAGUGGCGCAGUGGUCUAAGGCACUGCAUCGCAGUGCUAGCUGUGCCACUAGAGAUCCUGGUUCGAGUCCAGGCUCUGUCGCAGUCGGCCGAGACCGGGAGACCCAUGGGGCGGCGCACAAUUGGCCCAGCGUCAUCCAGGUUAGGGGAGGGAUUUGGCCGGCAGGGAUGUUCUUGUCCCAUCGCGCACUAGCGACUCCUGUGGCGGGCCAGGGCGUACAGUGUUUCCUCCGACACAUUGGUGCAGCUGGCUUCCGGGUUAAGCGGGCAUUGUGUCAAGAAGCAGUGCUGCUCGGUUGGGUUGUGUUUCGGAGGACGCACGGCUCUCGACCUUCGCCUCUCCCGUGUCCGUACGGGAGUUGCAGCGAUGGGACAAGACUGUAACAACCAAUUAGAUACCACGAAAUUGGGGAGAAAAAGGGGUAAAAACAAAUAUAUACACUACCGUUCAAAAGUUUGGGGUCACUUUGAAAUAUCCUUGUUUUCGAAAGAAAUGGCUAUUGUAGCUGGAAACUGCUGAUUUAAAAAAAAAAUUGAAUAUCUACAUAGGCGUACAGAGGCCCAUUAUCAGCAACCAUCAGUCCUGUGUUCCAAUGGCAUGUUGUGUUUGCUAAUCCAAGUUUAUCAUUUUAAAAGGCUAAUUGAUCAUUAGAAAUUGACUAGAGUAUCUGGAGCAUCAGCAAUUGUGGGUUCGAUUACAGGCUCAAAAUGGCCAGAAACAAAUAACUAACUUCUGAAACUUGUCAGUCUAUUCUUGUUCUGAGAAAUGAAGGCUAUUCCUUGCGAGAAAUUGCCAAGAAACUGAAGAUCCCGUACAACGCUGUGUACUACUCCCUUCACAGAACAGAGCAAACUGGCUCUAACCAGAAUAGAAAGAGGAGUGGGAGGCCCCAGUGCACAACUUAGCAAGAGGACAAAUACAUUAGUGUCUAGUUUGAGAAACAGGCGCCUCACAGGUCCUCAACUGGCAGCUUCAUUAAAUAGUACCUGCAAAACACCAGUCUCAACAUCAACAGUGAAGAGGCGACUCCGGGAUGCUGACCUUCUAGGCAGAGUUGCAAAGAAAAAGCCAUAUCUCAGACUGGCCAAUAAAAAGAAAAGAUUAAGAUGGGCAAAAGAACACAGACACUGGACAGAGGAAGAUUGGAAAAACGUGUUAUGGACAGAUUAAUCGAAGUUUGAGGUGUUCGGAUCACAAAGAAGAACAUUUGUGAGACCAAAUGAAAAGAUGCUGGAGGAGUGCUUGAUGCCAUCUGUCAAGCAUGGUGGGGGCAAUGUGAUGGUCUGGGGGUGCUUUGGUGGUGGUAAAGUGGGAGAUUUGUACAGGGUAAAAGUGAUCUUGAAGAAGGAAGGCUAUCUCUCCACAGCUCCAAACUAUGCAAUAACUAUUUAGGGAAGAAGCAGUCAGCUGGUAUUCUGUCUAUAAUGGAGUGGCCAGCACAGUCACCGGAUCUCAACCCUUUUGAGCUGUUGUGGGAGCAGCUUGACCGUAAGAAGUGCCCAUCAAGCCAAUCCAACUUGUGGGAGGUGCUUCAGGAAGCAUGGGGUGAAAUCUCUUCAGAUUACCUCAACAAAUUGACAACUAGAAUGCCAAAGGUCUGCAAGGCUGUAAUUGCUGCAAAUGGAGGAUUCUUUUGACGAAAGUAAAGUUUGAAAGACACAAUUAUUAUUUCAAUUAAAAAUCAUUAUUUCUAACCUUGUCAAUGACUACAUUUCCUAUUCAUUUAGCUAUAUUUCCUAUUCAAACUCAUUUCAUGUAUGUUUUCAUGGAAAAACAAGGACAUUUAAGUGACCCGAAACAUUUGACCGGUAGUGUGUGUAUAUAUAGAUUUAGAUAAAGAUGGAGGCGCGUACCGAAAGGACGCAUGGGUUUUCUACCAACAAAACUGUGGUUGUAUGUAGAAAUCAGACAAAGUUUAAAUGAAGCCUCAAUAUAUCCUCAAGCAACAGAGAGAGUGAGCAGUCUGUUUUUGUACAACAGCGAACCAAUCAGUUGGUAAAAUUGCGCGGUGACACAAAUCCAGCAAGCCGUGGCUUCCCCCAGGGGGAAAAGACGAGGGGCAACGUGGAGAGAGCUAAAGGAUAUCCAGGAAAACGGCUCAAACGCUCACCAAAACAAACAAACUGCUACAGUCUUUUUUUUAAAUAAGUAGAUUUGCUCGAAGAGAAGGAGUCUAUCGUGCCAGACAUGCGCAUUCAAGGCGUGCGCAUGAAUGAACAAGACAACAAAAUUAGCCUUCUGGAAAACAAAGUUUCAAACUUUUAGAAGAUUAAUUGGACCAGCAAGAAAACCGAAUGAGACGAAACAACAUGAAUAUUGUCCUUACUGGAAGACGAGGACAAAAAAGGAUAGGAAGUUGACGUGGAUAUAUCACCGAAGAAUCUGGAACGAUGCCAUAGGAUUGCGGUGAAACAGAAUAACGCUAAAUACCCUCGCAUGGUAAUCUUCAAGCUGUGGAGCUAUCAGACCAAAGUCAACAUUCUGAAGCCACAGAGGGGAACAUUUAGAUAAAUCCACGGCCAGUCCGUUCGAUUCAUCCAGGACCUGUCUGCCAAGCUGAGGAAAAAAAACCACAAGUAAUGCAUUCCGAUCAGACAGUCACCGGAGGAAAAAGGAUUCAAAUCUCAACGCUGCUUCCUGGCAGUGCUGUGGGUAAUAGAAGGGAACGCAAUGGAUGGAAUUCACAAGCGCCUUAAUCAAGCUACAAGAAACGAUGUGCGCACUAGGCUACAUAGUGAGUGAUGCCUGAGACCGGCUUAUCAUUCAUUGAGACCAUAUCCUUUCCUCCCCCUCCCAACAAUACAAUCUAUACUCUACUUUCCCCCAAGUAUCUGUUCUUCUCUAUGAAGUAACGAUAGAAGUAGCCAGUGGACUACAUGGACACUGAAAAGACAAUUCAAAGGGGGAAAUAUAGCAUAUGUCAAUAACUGUUCUCUCGUGUGUGUCAGAAUGGGAGGGUGAGCCAUGGUGAAUAUGUGUAGGAUGGUGGGAGAGUGGGUGGGUGGAUGCAUAGGGUGACCGACCGGCUCAAAACGAAAUUGUGUUUUUUACUUUGGAUAAAAGUAGAGACUCAGAGCUAGAAAAUGGUAUAUCAUACACUACAGUUGAGGAACAAUGGGAAAGUAAUUCUGCUUUGAAAGUUGAUAAACUUGUAACCUCACGUUUGAGAAAAUGAAUGUUUUGGUACCUACUGAAGAGCUCUUCUUUGUCUAAACCCAUUCAGCAUCGUUCACACCCAUCUUAAGCUUGAUCCGAGAAUUCUGUCCUAACAACAGCAGUCAAUCACCCAAGCUAACUGGCUAACUUGCUAGCUACUUCCAGACACAAAUGAGAGAACAGCUCAAUGACCGUUUUACUCGCCCUAGCAGAGCUGGUUAGGCUGUUUUUAUGUUAUCCAGAGCGUUGGUGACGGCAACUGUGCUGCUAGCAACAAUUUACGCUUUUUUGCCAAAGUUUACUGACACCGGCAAUAUUCAAUUGGUGUUGGUAAAUUCGUCAGUUAUUCUGCGCUCUGGCACACUCAGACGAGAGUGCUCUGAAAUCGGAGUAGAUAGCCAGAGCAAAUUUACCAGCUACGUCUAUCAGUUUUCGCAGUGACAUAAUUAACAUUCAAUUGAAAUGGUUACUUGCAUAGUGAAGUAUUUUGUUAAGACAUGUAGCUAGCUAGCUAGCUAGCUAAACAAUGAACCAUAAUCCCAACUCAUGACGUUACUACCCUGCAUGAAUCUGCAGAUAGCUAACCAACCAGGUUCAAUGUUAGCUAGGUAACAUUAGGCUAUAACUAGCAAAGCAAAUGGCUCUGAGAUACGAAUAAUAUUACUACACAGAUCAUACACGUAACGUUAGCUAGCAAGCCAGCCAGCUAACGUUAGCUAGCUAGUACACUAUAACUUGAAAUGAAAACUACUUCCUGACAAAAUUAGAAACGUGUAAUAUAUGAAAAUGUAGCUAGCUAGACUAGAUCUUACCCGUAUACAUGGACGGACGCUUCUCACUCUUUGUCACGGAUGCCAUGGUUGCCCUUAGUUUGAAGAUGUAAUCCGGAGACGGGUGUUUUCGCCAUCUCCUUAGCUAUCAUACUGUCAUUCCACUUAUUUCAAAACUCGGUCCUCCAGAAAGUGGAGAGCAACACUUAUGCAGUUCCUACUACGCAAUGUAUAUUUUUUUUUAAAGCCGCGUUACACAGGAUUACCUAGACAUACUGAUCCGCUCAAAUAGACAGAAGCGUGCAACAUGGCAGACCAAUCCGAACUCAUCUCUCUGCAUUUCCAGCCCACUCAUUAUCUCAGCCAAUCAUGGCUAGCGGGAAGGUUGCUGUCUUUUUCUGUAGCUAAACCAACUAGGCUCGUAAUUUUAACAAUUUUAUUCGUAUUCGCAUACAAGUUUGUUAUUAAGGCACAUGAAAAUUCAGACGUUCCAGAAGGCAUUUCUGCAAAAAAAAAACGCAUUUUGAUAAAAAAAAAAGUUUAAGUUCAAAUGGCUCUCCUGUGAAGUAGUGACCCGUGACAUACGCCUGGUUUCCUGAAACAAGUCACGUAUGUAGGCCGGAAAUUAUUGAGAAUGGAUGAGUAGGUCGAUGAAUGGAUGGGAUUAAGUGUAUCCGAGGUAGGGAGGGUGGGAAAAGAUGGGAGGUAGGGACAAGCUUGGCUUGGGUGGCCAAGGAUGGGAGGUAGGGACAAGCUUGGCUUGGGUGGCCAAGGAUGGGAGGUAGGGACAAGCUUGGCUUGGGUGGCCAAGGAUGGGAGGUAGGGACAAGCUUGGCUUGGGUGGCCAAGGAUGGGAGGUAGGGACAAGCUUGGCUUGGGUGGACAAGGAUGGGAGGUAGGGACAAGCUUGGCUUGGGUGGACAAGGAUGGGAGGUAGGGACAAGCUUGGCUUGGGUGGCCAAGGAUGGGAGGUAGGGACAAGCUUGGCUUGGGUGGCCAAGGAUGGGAGGUAGGGACAAGCUUGGCUUGGGUGGCCAAGGAUGGGAGGUAGGGACAAGCUUGGCAAGGGUGGCCAAGGAUGGGAGGUAGGGACAAGCUUGGCUUGGGUGGCCAAGGAUGGGAGGUAGGGACAAGCUUGGCAAGGGUGGACAAGGAUGGGAGGUAGGGACAAGCUUGGCAAGGGUGGACAAGGAUGGGAGGUAGGGACAAGCUUGGCUUGGGUGAGAGGUUGGGAGAAGCUUGGGUGGGGUAAAGGGGGGAGGAAACAGGGAGGGGGAGGUGGAGACAGAUGGGUUUUGCUUGGGGGAGAGAGAGAAGGAAGGAUUUAACUAUACUACAAUGUCAUUUUAUUUAUUUUUGUGACUUGCGAACCUGCUGUAAAAAGAAUAAGAGUUCUGGACAGAUUAGGAGAUGAUGUCGUGGGCUUCCCGAGUGGUGCAGCGCAGUGCUAGAGGCGUCACUACAGACCCGGGUUCGAUCACUGGCUGUAUCACAACCGGCUGUGAUCGGGAGUCCCAUAGGGCGGCGUACAAUUGGCACAGCGUCGUCCAGGUUGGGGGAGGGUUUGGCCGGGGGGUGCAUUACUUGGCUCAUCGCGCUCUAGCAACUCCUUGUGGAGGGCCGGGACGCCUGCAUGCUGACCUCGUCGUCAGGUGAACGGUGUUUCCUCCGACACAUUGGUGCGGCUGGCUUCCAGGUUAAGCGGGCAGGUGUUAAGAAGCGUGGUUUGGCGGGUCAUGUUUUGGAGGAUGCAUGACUCGACCUUUGCCUCCCAAGCCCAUUGGGGAGUUGCAGCGAUGAGACGAGAUACAAAAAACAAAAAAAGGAGAGGAUGUCGAAUCAUUAUUCCUUGUUUGUCAUUAUAGCUGAAUUUACAAGGUAAUACAAACUGACCACAAUACUUAAGUGGCAGUCUUUCGCCAAUGUACAGAACAUUUGGAAACUAUUCAGACCCCUUGACUUUUUCCACAUUUUGUUACGUUACAGCCUUAUUCUAAAAUGGAUUACCAAUAAGAAGAAGAGACUUGCUUGGGCCAAGAAACACGAGCAAUGGACUUUAGACCGGUGGAAAUCUGUCCUUUGGUCUGAUGAGUCCAAAUUUGAGAUUUUUGGUUCCAACCGCCGUGUCAUUGUGAGACGCAGAGUAGGUGAACGGAUGAUCUCCGCAUGUGUGGUUCCCACUGUAAAGCAUGGAGGAGGAGGUGUGAUGGUGCUUUGCUGGUGACACUGUUGGUGAUUUAUUUAGAAUUCAAGGCACACUUAACCAGCAUGGCUACCACAGCAUUCUGCAGCGAUACGCCAUCCCAUCUGGUUUGGGCUUAGUGGGACUAUCAUUUGUUUUUCAACAGGACAAUGACCCAAAACACACCUCCAGGCUGUGUAAGGACUAUUUGACCAAGGAGAGUGAUGGAGUGCUGCAUCAGAUGACCUGGCCUCCACAAUCACCCGACCUCAACCCAAUUGAGAUGGUUUGGGAUGAGUUGGAUCGCAGAGUGAAGGAAAAGCAGUCAACAAGUGCUCAACAUAUGUGGGAACUCCUUCAAGACUGUUGGAAAAGCAUUCCUCAUGGAGCUGGUUGAGAGACUGCCAAGAGUGUGCAAAGCUGUCAUCAAGGAAAAGGGUGGCUUUGGUUACUACAUGAUUCCAUAUGUGUUAUUUCAUAGUUUUGAUGUCUUCACUAUUAUUCUACAAUGUAGAAAAUAGUAAAAAUAAAGAAAAACCCUUGAAUGAGUAGGUGUGGACAAACUUCUGACUGGUACUGUACAUGCCAAUUAGCAGAACUUUAUCCAAAGCGACUUACACUACAGUGAGUGCAUACAUUUUCAGUAUAUGGAUGUGGGACUUGAACCCACAACCUUUUGCGUCGCUAGCUUAACACUCUUACCAUCUGAACCACACAGACUUGUUUUGUUUUCCUGCAUACCUAGAAAGUCAACGACCCCGAUUAUAUUUCACAGCGUCCCAAAUGCCACCCUAUUCUCUACGUAGUGCACUACUUUUGACCGGAGCUCUGGACACUAUGUAAGGAAUAGGGUGUAAUUUAGGGGCUAGUCCCUCCUCGUAUGAGACAUGACAUCACUCUGCAACCAUGUGUAGUUUAUGUUCACAAUAUGCUGCGGUGUUGUCAGGGGAGACCUAGCUACAGAAGACUCUUCUACGCUAAAAGAACAGAACUGUGCUGCAGCAGGCUGGGUUCUACCAGUGGGUUCUACCAGUGGGUUCUACCAGUGGGUUCUACCAGUGGGAGUGGGGUUCUACCAGUGGGUUCUACCAGUGGGUUCUACCAGUGGUGUGUGAGACCAGAAUGAAACCGAGAAAGAGGGAGAGGUGAGGCCUGUGGGAGGUGGUGAAGCACGUCAGCUGGACAGACCCGAGUGAAAUGGCCGCAGCUACAUUCAGUAGUGCUUUCUCUAUUCUGUGCGCAUGGCCCCCUGACUACUUGUUGUGAAGGUGAUGAUCUUGCUUAGAAACCCCAAAAAGGCUAGUGCCGGUAAUGGCUACAGUCCUACUUGACGUGUCCUGGGUCUCCCCUCCCCUCCCAGGUGUGCUGCAUGACCAGGUGUCACCCCAGACCUCCUAAUGACCCUAGUGAUGUCACUAGGAGCCGUUUAGUUAGUAGAUAUAUAAUUACCCUAGUGAGAAAGACAAAAACUGCAUCCCCAAAUGGCACCCUAUUCCCUACAUAGUUCACUACCCUGGUCAAAAGUAGUGCACUAUAUAGGGAAUAGGGUGCUAUUUGGGAUACAGUCUUUGGGUCAUUUUGGAUAAUUAUUAUCUUCUGGCUUCAUUGGCUUGGCUCCUCAUUGCCUGGCAACGGACAGCACACAUAUUUCUGCUCAGUGUGUUUUUGUAGAAGUUACACCACAUCUCAAAUUCUAUCUUCUCUCGGAGAAGAGAUUUGUCAUAAAUACGUCGGUGUCCGUCUGUAACUGUGCUGACUGUUUGCUGUAUCUACAAAUGGAUCCUUGAUUUUAAAUUUAAAAAAAGGAAAGUUUAAAAAGGAAAAAUGUCACAUUUAACACCGAGGAUCUAGGCCCGGAUUCAUAAAGCGUCAAGAGUGCUGAUCUAGGAUUAGAUCACCCUGUCCACGUAAUCUCAGGACAGCGGAGUCACUCACCACCUUCCGGAAACACUUGAAACCCCACCUCUUUAAGGAAUACCUGAGAUAGGAUAAAGUAAUCCUUCUAUCCCCCCCCCCCCCCAAAUAAAUAGAGAAUAAUAUAUUGUAAAGUGGUUAUCCCACUGGCUAUCAUAAGGUGAAUGCACCAAUGUGUAAGUCACUCUGGAUAAGAGCGUCUGCUAAAUGAAGUAAAUGAAAUGAAAUGAAUGGUCCUCUGUAGCUCAAUUGGUAGAGCACGGCGCUUGUAACGCCAGGGUAGUGGGUUCGAUCCCCGGGACCACCCAUACGUAAAAAUGUAUGCGCACAUGACUGUAAGUCGCUUUGGAUAAAAGCGUCUGCUAAAUGGCAUAUUAUUAUUAUUAUUAUUAAUAUUAUUAUUAUUAUUAUUAUCUAAAAUACAAAAAUGAACUGAACCUAGAUCAGCACUUUUUGAAUUUAGACCCUAAUCUCAAAAUGGCCGUAAUGUUUUAAGUUUAGAUGUUCCCUGGCCAUCUAGCAGCUUUUGUUUUGGCAAUUUGUUUGUUGACGACGGCUUCUCUUUUUAAUUAACAGGCGGCAGAGAAUAUUAUGUAAUAGCUUUUAACAUCAUGAUGAUGUUUUGCUUAGAGGACUAUGUCUUACAAUGCGUCCCUAAUGACCCCCUAUUCCCGAUGUAGUGCACUACUUUUUCAUCAGGGCCCUGGUCUAAAGUAGUGCACUACAUAGGGAAUAGGGUGCCAUUUUGAGACGCAACCUCAGUGAACUCUGUGUUUUAAUCUCUUUUGUUGUUCCUCCAGUACAUCUUGUCUGGAUCAGAUGACUUCAACCUCUAUAUGUGGAGAAUCCCAAAGGAUCCUGAAGCAGGUAAGAGUGUGCGUUUCCGUAUAUCAGUUUGUUGAUCUUGUUUGUGUCAAUAGCUACGUUUCUGUCCAAUUUGUGACAGAUAAAACACAUCUCUGGUGGCGUUUUCCCACCAGAGAUGUUUCCAGCAAACUGACUUUUUUUUUUUUUUUUGCGGGUGAAAAAGGCUGUGCGUGAUGGCGUGGUGCACAUAUAAAUUACUUUUGCUGUUAAAUUCCCGUGUUCUAUGAGUUUCACUCACAUUUUCAACUCUACUGAUGGUUUUACCUUAUAUAGAGCGGCAGGUGGCUUAGUGGUUAAGAGCGUUGUGCCAGUAACCGAAAGGUCGCUGGUUCUAAUCCCCGAGCCGACUAGGUGAAAAAUCUGUCGAUGUGCCCUUGAGCAAGGCACUUAACCCUAAAUUGCUCAUGUAAGUCGCUCUGGAUAAGAGCGUCUGCUAAAAUGACUAAAACAUGUAAAAUGUAUAGCGAGUGUACCCAAGUGCGCUCUAGCCAUCGGCUCGCGGAGACAAUGUGGGUAGGGAUACCUACAUGAUGAGAUUAUUAUGGAUAAGAGAGAUUUCUUAUUUGUCAAAACUGCAGCCAAGCAUCGAUCAUCAUCGUGUCACCAGAAUAAGACCCUUGAUAUUUAUUGGAAAGGAGCAUCAAGCUCAUCACCCGUGGCCCUUUCACCACCCUGUGAAGUUCAUCAUAACUUAUUUCAUCUGUAGCCUAAUAAACGGCAUGGUUUCCCGAUGAGUCGUAGUGGGAGGACCACACAACAUGUCAUCGCGUGACUCCAAAUGUACUUCGAUAUGACGGUUAUUAUAUCAAUAUUUGCACAUAAAAGGCGUUUCUGCCAUUUCUUGCUUUAAUACAUUUUACCGACACAAAAAGAUCCCACCAAAUUGUCGGUCGCCAUUUUAACGUUUCCAUCUGCCCAGUCGUGACCUUUUUCAUGCAUCCGGUUAUUCAUCCGCAUGAAAUGUUUGGAUGGAAACGUGGUUACAGAUUACGAUCUCUCUUAUUCCGUCUCACCCCUCCAGGAGGCCCGGGUCGUGUGGUGAACGGAGCGAGCAUGGUUCUAAAGGGUCACCGCUCCAUCGUGAACCAGGUCCGGUUCAACCCCAGCACCUAUAUGAUCUGCUCCUCCGGGGUCGAGAAGGUCAUCAAGGUCAGUAGUGACGUCGUUGAGGAAAAACAAAAAACAAAAACACGUUUUCAUAAUCGUACAAAACACAGGUCGGGGUGGGUGUUUUGACUUUGUGUAAAAUGACUCGGUACAAUGAUUUGGUUCAUGAAAUCAUCAGUGACAUCAUAUCAACAUUAUAUCAUCACCAUGCUUGAAUGAACGUCAAUUGAUUACGUCAUCAUGAUUAGAAGGUCAUCAGUUCAGUUGUCUAAGUACUUAGAAAAUGCACAGAAUCUUGAAGGUAAUUGUUUGUUGCAAGAAAAGGAAAAAAUGAAUCAUCAUCUCGGCAUGAAUGAAUCAGCCCUUCUACUCCUUAAACCCUUGGAAAGGUAGUUACACCCAUCCGUCCCUCUAGGCUUGUUUCCCACCCUGUAUGAGUCUCAGGUCUCGAGUAAUGAUGACUCAUUGUCCCUCAUCAAUCACAGGGUCUGAGGUGAAGACAGACGGCUCAUCGCCUCCUUCACCAUCUGUCCACUGUCUGUCUCCUUCACCAUCUGUCCACUGUCUGUCUCCUUCACCAUCUGUUCACUGUCUGUCUCCUUCACCAUCUGUCCACUGUCUGUCUCCUUCACCAUCUGUUCACUGUCUGGCUCCUUCACCAUCUGUCCACUUUUUCCUUCACCAUCUGUUCACUGUCUGUCUCCUUCACCAUCUGUCCACUUUCUCCUUCACCAUCUGUCCACUGUCUGUCUCCUUCACCAUCUGUUCACUGUCUGUCUCCUUCACCAUCUGUCCACUUUUUCCUUCACCAUCUGUUCACUGUCUGUCUCCUUCACCAUCUGUUCACUGUCUGUCUCCUUCACCAUCUGUUCACUGUCUCCUUCACCAUCUGUUCACUGUCUGUCUCCUUCACCAUCUGUUCACUGUCUGGCUCCUUCACCAUCUGUCCACUGUCUGUCUCCUUCACCAUCUGUCCACUGUCUGUCUCCUUCACCAUCUGUUCACUGUCUGUCUCCUUCACCAUCUGUCCACUGUCUGCCUCCUUCACCAUCUGUUCACUGUCUGGCUCCUUCACCAUCUGUCCACUGUCUGUCUCCUUCACCAUCUGUCCACUGUCUGCCUCCUUCACCAUCUGUUCACUGUCUGUCUCCUUCACCAUCUGUUCACUGUCUGGCUCCUUCACCAUCUGUCCACUGUCUGCCUCCUUCACCAUCUGUUCAUUGUCUGUCUCCUUCACCAUCUGUUCACUGUCUGUCUCCUUCACCAUCUGUUCACUGUCUGUCUCCUUCACCAUCUGUUCACUGUCUGCCUCCUUCACCAUCUGUCCACUGUCUGCCUCCUUCACCAUCUGUUCAUUGUCUGUCUCCUUCACCAUCUGUUCAUUGUCUAUCUCCUUCACCAUCUGUUCACUGUCUGUCUCCUUCACCAUCUGUCCACUGUCUGUCUCCUUCACCAUCUGUCCACUGUCUGCCUCCUUCACCAUCUGUCCACUGUCUGCCUCCUUCACCAUCUGUCCACUCUGUCUCCUUCACCAUCUGUCCCUUGUCUCCUUCACCUCGUCACGUCUGUCUCCUUCACCAUCUGUUCACUGUCUGUCUCCUUCACCAUCUGUUCCACGUCUGUCCUUCCCGUCUUCUUCUCCUCACCAUCUGUUCACUGUCUGUCUCCUUCACCACAUCUGUUCUCACAUCUGUCCUGCUGCUCCUUCACCAUCUGUCCACUGUCUGCUCUUCACCAUCUCAUGUACCUGUCUCCUUCACCAUCUGUCUCACUGUCUGUCUCCUUCACCAUCUGUCUCACUGUCUGUCUCCUUCACCAUCUGUCCACUGUCUGUCUCCUUCACCAUCUGUUCAUUGUCUGUCUCCUUCACCAUCUGUUCACUGUCUGUCUCCUUCACCAUCUGUCCACUGUCUGUCUCCUUCACCAUUCUGUUCUUCACCACUGUCUGCUCCUUCACCAUCUGUCACUGUCUGUCUCCUUCACCAUCUGUUUCCACUGUCUGUCUCCUUCACCAUCUGUCACUGUCUUGUACCUUCCCUUCCCUUCACACUCAUCUGUCUCACCAUCUUCCGUCUCCUUCACCAUCUGUCCACUGUCUCUCCUUCACCAUCUGUCACUUCUCUCCUUCACCAUCUGUCACUGUCUGUCUCCUUCACCAUCUGUCACUGUCUGUCUCCUUCACCAUCUGUCACUGUCUGGCUCCACCAUCUGUCACUGUCUCCUUCACUCUUCCACUGUUCCUGUCUCCUUCACCAUCUGUUCACUGUCUGCUCCUUCACAUCAUGUCACUGUCCUGCUCCUUCACCAUCUGUUCAUUGUCUGUCUCCUUCACCAUCUGUCACUGUCUGCUCCUUCACCAUCUGUUCACUGUCUGCUCCUUCACCAUCUGUUCAACUGUCUGCCUCCUUCACCAUCUGUUCACUGUCUGUCUCCUUCACCAUCUGUCACGUCUCUCCUCACCAUCUGUCCACUGUCUGCUCCUUCCCAUCUCACUCUCCUUCCCAUCUUCCUUGUCUCCUUCACAUCAUAGCCUAGUCCUCCUCAUUAACUCUUUUUGGCUGUACCAGAAGUGUGAAAGCUGAUACAGGCCCAGGUGCACUCUAAACCUGACCCCGCCCGCUCCCUCCCUCUCCCACCCCGGAGUCCCUCCCUCCCUCGGCCCACCCGCUCCUCCCUCCCUCCCUCCCCCUCCCACCCGCUCCCAUCUCCUCCCUCCCCCAGGCCGUGAGCCCUACCAGCAGCCGGAGAGUGUGGAGACCUGGAUUGCUGUUUAGAGGAUAAAGUCCAGGAGUCGGUCCACCAUGAUGAAUAUAUCAACCUGGGCUGAACAGCUGCGCGGCCUUAGCCCGACUAAGUCUCACCGGUAACACACACAUACACACACACACACACACACACACACACACACACAUAUUUUGGGGGAUUCAUUAAGUACGAUUGCAUCUUUCUUAUCUCAUCUCAGUCCAUCCAGGAGGACCCUCGUAUGAUGGCCUUCUUUGACUCUCUGGUGCGUCGGGAGAUCGAGGGCUGGAGUUCGGACUCGGACAGCGACCUGAGUGAGGGGGCCAUCCAGCAGCUCCACGCCAGGGGCCGACGCUCCACGCGGGCUGUAAGAGACGGCUCCGGGGCCCUGGUUGGGACUGGGGUUGGUGGUGCUGCUCCACCUGUACACCCUGCUGCUGCUACAGGCGACUCUGACCACUCCUCCUCAUCUUCAUUGGCUGCACCCGAGGCCUCGGGGGCGGAGCGUCAAGAGGGGGUGGAGCCGCUGCUGCCCAGGAGUCGUCAGCGACAACACCAGUCUGCGGUCUUAUUGGACCUGGUGGGAGAGGCCUCUGACUCCUCUAGGUUCUGGCCUGACCCCAUGCCCCGCCCGCGCUCCCCCAGCCCCCGAGACAACUCCACCCACUCCAGCCCCACAUCCUCCCCCGCUGGGGCCUCCUCCUCCAGCUCCUCCACCACCUCCACCAGCUCUGAGGACGAGGAGCGCCGCAGGGCCAGCACCAGGCAACGUAACGCAGCCCGGAGGAGCCGCAUGCACUUCCCCUGCCGGCCCAGCGGGGGGCGCCCUGAGUCCGCCCAGGCCCUGUACCCCGGGGGGGUCGACUCCUGCUCCUACCCAAAGAUCUCCGUCGACGAGGCCUCAUCCUCCUCCGCGUCCUCCGCGGAGCUGCAGCAGGACCAGGACUCGGUCCAGAUCGUGCUCCAAAGGAGGAGCUCGGAAACGGGGAGACGUACUAGCAAUUCAGGCAGACUUGCCGGUUCCAGCCCUGCAGUGUCUCUGGACAGCCAGGACGACCGAGACCGAGCGGAGCAGGAGGGGCUCCACAUCACCUCCCUUCUGGCUCAAGACGCCCUGCAGCAGAGGACCGAGUCCUGGGAAGGGGGGGGGGAGGGAGGCUGCUUUAGAGAGGAUGGUCGAGGGCUUGGAGAGUCCGGAGGAGGACAACAGUAGCUGGGUCUCCCCUUCCUCCAGACAUCACCACAGCCCUGGCGUGAACGGCCUGCGGCACCCUGACCAGACUGAGAUGACUGAAGUGCCAGUAGACUCCAGGGACCGUCUGGCUCCAGACCUGUUGGAGUCCUCAGACUCCAGGGGAGAGAGGGAGGCCUUAGAGGAGAAACAAACAGACUCUAGGGCCCAGGUAGAGGAGAAGGAAGAAGCAGGGUUGUCUUCUCAGAGAGGCCAGCUGAAACGGACUCACCUGGGGUCCGGAGGUCAAGGGGAGUUGGAGGAUUUGGAGAAUUCGCCCUCAGAGAAGAAGUUGAAGACAUGA